Messenger RNA from Dermacentor silvarum, 1228 nucleotides. RefSeq names its product cyclin-dependent kinase 7 (gene Cdk7). Gene Ontology annotation, biological process: protein phosphorylation; positive regulation of transcription by RNA polymerase II. Gene Ontology annotation, molecular function: RNA polymerase II CTD heptapeptide repeat kinase activity; ATP binding; cyclin-dependent protein serine/threonine kinase activity. Gene Ontology annotation, cellular component: cytoplasm; transcription factor TFIIH holo complex; nucleus. The record is from RefSeq and is a predicted model, not a curated record. The transcript has 2 exons. The coding region runs from base 171 to 1226 and encodes 351 amino acids. Lineage: Eukaryota; Metazoa; Arthropoda; Arachnida; Ixodida; Ixodidae.
ACAAUCCGCAAGCCAAGUCGAUGUGCGUUGCAUGCGUGUUUUGACGGCGAGUGGUGUUUGUGCCGGCGCAUCGUGGAUAAACGCUGUUGUAUGGUUUACGAGCACUAGACAUGUCAUAAAGGUAGCAGCAGCAAAGUUCCUUUUGUGCGCGGUUCGUCUCGCCUCGAACCAUGUCCGACGACAGGACAAAGAGGUAUGAGAAGAUCGAGUUCCUCGGAGAGGGGCAGUUUGCCACAGUGUACAAGGCUAGGGACGUUGUCAAAGACGAGAUAGUUGCCGUGAAGAAGAUCAAGCUAGGAACACGAGCCGAAGCUAAAGAUGGCAUCAACCGGACGGCAUUGCGUGAGAUCAAGCUGCUACAGGAACUCUCUCACCCGAAUAUCAUAGGUCUCUACGAUGUCUUCGGGCACCGUUCCAACGUGUCGCUUGUGUUCGACUUCAUGGUCACUGACCUGGAAGCCAUAAUCAAGGAUACGAGCAUCGUGUUGACCGCGGGGCACAUCAAGUCCUACACCCUGCAAACGUUACAGGGACUGGAAUAUCUGCACAUGAGCUGGAUUCUCCACCGUGACUUGAAGCCGAACAACCUCUUGCUCGAUGACCAGGGUGUGCUUAAAAUCGCCGAUUUCGGCCUUGCCAAGUUCUUUGGCUCACCCACACGCAUAUAUACUCACCAGGUGGUGACCAGAUGGUACCGUGCACCAGAGCUCCUGUUUGGUGCACGCAUAUACGGCACUGGCAUCGACAUGUGGGCAGUCGGGUGCAUUCUGGCCGAGUUGCUCCUGCGGGUACCAUUCUUGCCCGGGGACUCCGACUUAGAUCAGUUGAGCCGCAUCUUCCAGACACUCGGCACGCCCUCCGAGAAGGACUGGCCCGGCAUGCCGGCAUUGCCCGACUACGUGCAGUUCCGCAGCUUUCCCGGCACGCCCUUCCGUCACAUCUUCACCGCUGCCGGAGACGAUCUUCUCGAGGUGAUCGGGCGCAUGCUGGCCAUCAAUCCGCUGUCUCGGUGUACCUGCGCGGAAGCUCUGCAGAUGCCAUACUUUGCCAAUCGCCCUCCACCUACCGAGGGACCCAACUUGCCGCUGCCAGCCGCAGUUAUGCAAAAGAGGAACGGUGGUGCCACCAGCAGCAGUAGCAGCGGCAAUGGCAACAGCAACCAUGGUUUGAAGCGAGCCCACAAGGGCGGUGAUGAUCCUAGUGUUAUUAAAAAACUUGUUUUCUGAUG